Molecule: messenger RNA, 2065 nt
Organism: Chlorocebus sabaeus (green monkey)
Lineage: Eukaryota; Metazoa; Chordata; Mammalia; Primates; Cercopithecidae
Gene: ADH7
Product: alcohol dehydrogenase 7 (class IV), mu or sigma polypeptide
Biological process (GO): retinoic acid metabolic process; retinol metabolic process
Cellular component (GO): cytosol
Molecular function (GO): all-trans-retinol dehydrogenase (NAD+) activity; zinc ion binding
Source: RefSeq, a predicted model, not a curated record
AAUUAAACACUUGGAGAUAUUCCUUGAGGAAUGAAACGCCUCAUGAGCAGGCAUACAGUGAGGGAAACACUGGGUACAGUGUUUCAGAGAAUGUCAGUGGAAGCAGGGGUUAUUAAAUGCAAAGCAGCUGUGCUUUGGGAGCAGAAGCAACCCUUCUCCAUUGAGGAAAUAGAAGUUGCCCCACCAAAGACCAAAGAAGUUCGCAUUAAGAUUUUGGCCACAGGAAUCUGUCGCACAGAUGACCAUGUGAUAAAAGGAACAAUGGUGUCUAAGUUUCCAGUGAUUGUGGGACAUGAGGCAACUGGGAUUGUAGAGAGCAUUGGAGAAGGAGUGACUACAGUACAACCAGGUGACAAAGUCAUCCCUCUCUUUCUGCCACAAUGUAGAGAAUGCAAUGCUUGCCGCAACCCAGAUGGCAACCUUUGCAUUAGGAGCGAUAUUACUGGUCGUGGAGUACUGGCUGAUGGCACCACCAGAUUUACAUGCAAGGGCAAACCAGUCUAUCACUUCAUGAACACUAGUACAUUUACUGAGUACACAGUGGUGGAUGAAUCUUCGGUUGCUAAGAUUGAUGACGCAGCUCCCCCUGAGAAAGUCUGUUUAAUUGGCUGUGGGUUUUCCACUGGAUAUGGGGCUGCUGUUAAAACUGGCAAGGUCAAACCUGGUUCCACUUGCGUCGUCUUUGGCCUGGGAGGAGUUGGCCUGUCAGUCAUCAUGGGCUGUAAGUCAGCUGGUGCAUCUAGGAUCAUUGGGAUUGACCUCAACAAAGACAAAUUUGAGAAGGCCAUGGCUGUAGGUGCCACUGAGUGUAUCAGCCCCAAGGACUCUACCAAACCCAUCAGUGAGGUGCUGUCAGAAAUGACAGGCAACAAUGUGGGGUACACCUUUGAAGUUAUUGGGCGUCUUGAAACCAUGAUUGAUGCUCUGGCAUCCUGCCAUAUGAACUAUGGGACCAGCGUGGUAGUAGGAGCUCCUCCAUCAGCCAAGAUGCUCACCUACGACCCGAUGUUGCUCUUCACUGGACGCACGUGGAAGGGAUGUGUCUUUGGAGGUUUGAAAAGCAGAGAUGAUGUCCCAAAACUAGUGACUGAGUUCCUGGCAAAGAAAUUUGACCUGGACCAGUUGAUAACUCAUGUUUUACCAUUUAAAAAAAUCAAUGAAGGAUUUGAGCUACUCAAUUCAGGACAAAGCAUUCGAACUGUCCUGAUGUUUUGAGAUCCAAAGUGGCAGGAGGUCUGUGUUGUCAUGGUGAACUGGAGUUUCUCUUUUGACAGUUCCCUCAUCUGAAAUCAUGUAUCUGUCUCACAAAUACAAGCAUAAGUAGAAGAUUUGUUGAAGACAUAGAACCCUUAUAAAGGAUUAUUAACCUUUAUAAACAUUUAAAGUCUUGUGAGCAUCUGGGAAUUAGUAUAAUAGCAAUGCUAAUAUUUUUAAUUUACAUUUUGUAAGGCUAUAAUUGUAUCUUUUAAAAAAACAUAGACUUGGAUUUCUACAUUGUAAUGGAGAUUUUUAAGAGCUUUAACCAGCUGCUGCAGAUACAUAUCUCAAAACAGAUAUAGCAUAUAAAGAUACAGUAAAUGCAUCUCCUAGAGUAAUAUUCACUUAACACAUUGAAAUUAUUAUUUUUUAGAUUUGAAUAUAAGUGUACUUUUUAAACACUUGUUAUGAGUUAACUUGGAUUAGGUUUUGAAAUCAGUUCAUUCUAUGAUACAUAUUACUUGAUUAGAUUAAGAAAGGCAGAAAAGAUUAAGGGAAGGGCACAUUUUUCACAGAUUAAGAAUCAUCAUUACAUAACUUGAUGAAACUGAAAAAGUAUAUCAUAUGUGUAUUUGAGGUUAUUUGCUGGCAUAUAUUAAUAUUUUAGAAAAUAUUCCUUUUUGUAAUACCAAAUAUAAACAUAGAGCUAGAAUCACAUUAUCAUAUUUAUCAUAAUGUUCAAUUUGAUACAGUAGAAUUGCAAGCUCCUAAGUCCCUAUUCACAGUGCUUAGUAGUGACUCCAUUUAAUAAAGUGUUUUUAGUUUUUCACAACUACACUGAUGUAUUUAUAUAUAUCUAUAACAUGUU